AUGAGUAAUAAUAGAAGCAGCAUUUUGAGUGGAAAUAAUAAUAACAAUUAUAAUUAUGAAGCAAUACCAAACAAUUAUUCGAUUGUUGAUGAAAUUGAUAGUAAUAAUGAAGUGGGAAAAGGAGGGAAAGAAUCUGAUUGGAAUGCAUUUAUUGGUUGUGUGUGUAUUGUAGCAGGAGCAGGAACUUUGGGCAUUCCCUAUGCUAUACAACAAGGUGGAUGGAUUACCAUCUUGUUUUUGAUUUUAGCAGCUGUAAUGACAACUUAUGCAAAUAUAAAAUUCAUUGAAUGUUUAUAUUACAAUGGAAGCAAUCGUAAGAAUUCAAUGUCUGAAUUAGCAUAUGAUGCAUUUGGUAGAAUCGGAUUAGUGAUGGUUGGAUUUUUCUCUAGUUGUAUAAGUGUUGGCACACCAAUACUUUAUUUGAUAUUGAUUGGUGAUAAUUUGCAAUUGAUAUUUUCUAAAUUUGAUUUUGGAAUGAGAAAUUGGAUUUAUUUAGUGGCAGGUAUAAUGUGUAUUCCAUACAUACUAUUAAAAACCAUGAAAGAUGUUGCAUUAUUGAGUCUUUUUGGAGUGUUGACAGUUAUUUUGGUUGUGUUUAUUGUGGCAAUAAUUUCAAUUAUUGAUUAUCCUGAUAACAGAGAGAAUUUACAUGAUAUAGUCAUCAUAAGAUAUUUACCAAUUUCACUUGCAACUGUCAGUUUUAGUUAUGUACUCUCAUAUUCAAUGUUUACAAUUACAAUGUUAUAUCUAAUAAUUGGAUUUUUUGGUUAUUUAACUUAUGGAAAUAAUGUCAAAUCACCAAUUUAUUUAAAUUUACCUGAUGGAAUAUUAAAUAAACAUUAUAAUAAUAUCAAUAACACUACAUUUUAUAUUGCAAUAUUCAUACCUUAUUUUGCUGAUGUUAUGUCAUUAUUAGGUGCAUUGGCUAAUGGCACAUUAUUGGUUGUUAUGCCAUUAUUGUUAUGGUUGAGGUUUUUUGGAUGGAGUAAAUUGGAAAAUAAAAAUUGUGAAAAAGUUUGGAUAAUCUUUACUUUAAUGUUUUCAAUAACAAUUGCAAUAAUUGGAAGUUGUGAUGCUAUCACCUCAAUAUAUAAUGACAUUUAUAAAUAA
Molecule: messenger RNA, 1110 nt
Organism: Entrophospora candida
Lineage: Eukaryota; Fungi; Glomeromycota; Glomeromycetes; Entrophosporales; Entrophosporaceae
Source: the annotation of a GenBank genome assembly